AGUUUUAAGAAAACACCCUACAUGCCGCAUUCCGCAUUAAUUCCGCGAGCUGUGAUGAAAAAUGACAUUUCCGUUCCAUUAACCUACUUAAAAUCGGAUGGGGUGUCCCCAUUCAAAUGACGUUAAAUUCGUCUUCCACAAUAGUGCUUAUUACUCGAUCACUCAACCUUACACAAACGGUACCAUGAUAACGACAUAUCACGUAAUUUUGACUAAACAAAAGCCAUAGAUGACGGCUUUUCCAUACAUACGAAUUAAAUUAUUAGUUUGAUUGAAUCGUAAAAAAAAAGACCUGUUACCAUGCGACAAAAUACUAGAAAGAAAUACAUAUAAGAAAAUAACAAAAACAUAGCGAUUGCUGUAAUGAAAUUACAUUUCGUGUGAAAAGAGAAAAACAAAAAGCAGCAUGGGUGAAGGAACUUCGCGGAAGUGAUGGCGAACCGCAUCCGGCUGUUGUUGUUUUGUUCAGAAUUGGUGAUCCCCGUCCGUCUUGCGCAAUUUUUUUGUGUGCAGCACAGCCAUCCGUGACGAAAUGACGUCAUGGGCUUGUGAGCCAAUUCCCUCCCGCCCGCGGCUAGGAUUUCACGGUACCAGCCUGGGGCCACACAUAAACAUAUAAAUUCCACGAACGCCCAAACAAACUCGAAUAAACAUGCCUCUAGGUUGUAUGCAUCCACUUCAGUUCAAGGCAAACUUCCCAAACAAAAUUCAGUCUCAGCUCGUCUUUCACGAUAACCGCGUCAGUUUCGUUGGCCGCGGUUGUUUUGUUUUUUGUUUUUUAAUUUCCAGUUUCCCCACAUUUCAGUGAUAGUGGCUUCGUCGUAGUUUAUUGUCGGCCAAGUUUUUUAGUUCUAUCCAGUGAGAUUUAUGAACGUGUAAUAAAGUGGUUUACAAAAGAUCUAACAAAGUGAUAAGAGUUAUUGAUUUAUCUCUUACAACAACCUGUUUUCGUGAUCUAGAAUUUUUUUUCCCCCAACUUAUUACACGACAGUCUCUUACGUUUGUUGGCAUAGUGGCGAUUUGGUGUUAGUGACCGGCAGGGCGUUGUCGAAAAAUGAAUAACCACAUACGAAUGGAAUACAUGCACCUGCUGCCAUGGAGGCGGCACGUUAAGGAAAACGGAGACGAGGAGCUUGGACUUGAUGACGAUAAUUUAUCUGAAUCCGAAACUCACUACCAUGAUAUCAACAAUCCCCGUGGGUCGGUCUACAGCAAGUACAGUUUGAACGAAGGCGAUUUAAAACUUUUGGGCUUCAUCCGCGAAGAGAAUGGAAUCACUGAAGAGACGGAUGCAAACGGCGAUAAGUUUUGCAGCAGCACUAAUCAGCGCUUGAUGAUGGCCAUCGAGGAUAGGGAUACUGGAGCUGUCGAGUUCUGUUUAAAAAACGGUGCGGAUCCAAACCACCAAUACGGAACGAACAAAAUCACUGCACUUCAUCUGGCUACUGUCGGUGCUCCAGAAGCUGUUCAGCCCUUGUUGAAAUACGGGGCUGACGUGAAAGCUGCCGACUCGAGAGGAAUAACGCCACUCCAUUUGGCGGCCGGAAUGGGUUCGGAGGAUCUCGUCCAGCAGCUGAUUGAAGCCGGAGCCGAUACCAACGGUCAGGAUCACGUUAGGGAGAAUGGAGGUGGCCAAGAGACGCCACUCCAUCGGGCGGCCGUUGGGGGCCACUUAGAAGCGUUGCGAAAACUGAUUCAUGGUGGUGCUCAGGUGAACAUUGGUGAAGCUCGAGGACGGACUCCCCUGCACUACGCGGCCCAGCGAGGAGCGACGGGCUGCAUCCAGGCUUUGUUAGAUUACCAAGCCGAUCCUAAUCUUACUGAUAAAAGAGGUGCCACUGCUUUGCUUCUCCUAGGAGGUGGUUACCUCAUCAAAGGACACCGACGAGUUUCAGGGUAUACUGAAAGUGUGGAAACGCUGAUCAGAGGCGGAGCCAAAGUGAAUGUUAAAGAUCCAGACUCGGGAGUCACUCCACUACACCAGGCCGUGACACUCGGUCGACUGGAGUCGACUAAAUUAUUGCUGGCCUAUGAAGCUAAUCUCAUAGCUCAGGACAAUGAAGGUGGAACACCUUUUCACGCGUGUGCCAUCAAAGGACAAGCGUCCACUCUCAAGUAUCUUCUUUCCCAGCCGGGCGCUAAAGACGCCAUCAAUUUGCCGGACUCUAAGGAUCGAAUGCCGCUUCACAAAGCCGCUUACCGUGGAUCAGCCGAGUGCAUUCAACUUCUGCUGAAAGCCGGUGCCGAUCUCGGCGCCAAGACCAAAACGGGACUGAGCGCGGCGACGCUAAUCCUGCAGUUGCCGAACGGAGCGAAAAUAUUGAGCAAGAGGCUGGACGAAUCCAUCAUCUCCAACGGGAUCGAUCCGAGUGAAGUGGCCUGCCGCAUCAAGUUCGACUAUUCCGUCCUGCUGACCAAGCACAAGUUCCAGCAGAUGGGGGUCAUCGAGGACAUCAUGGACGACAGACGCCAACGUCGAACGGCCGAUUUGCUCCAGCACCCGGUUAUCGAGUCCUUUCUAUUUCUGAAAUGGCGCAAGAUUCGAUUUCUUUUCUUUUCCAACAUCAUUUUGUAUUUGAUCCUGGUGGCCGGAGUGUCGGCCUACGUCCUGUCGAGCGUCUGGAAUGAUCCAGGCCCCUCUUCCGCAACGACAACGACAGUUCCGCCACUGAACUUAAGCGAAACAGUGGCAGGAUCCGACGUUCAAGUAACCAAUCGCUUUGCUUCCGAGCCGGAAAGCGUCAUGCAAUUGCAGUUGUCGCUAAACAUCGUCAUUUUGAUCAUCAUCUUCCAAGAGGUGAUACAGUUCACCUCGCUGCACUAUCAAUACUUCCGCGAACCGGAAUCUUGGAUCAAAAUCGGGGCUCUGGUCACCUCGACGAUUGUCAUUUUCUCGGCUCCUCCUUGGCCAGACUGGGUCCAUCAUGUCUCAGCUGUGGCCGUCCUUCUUGGCUGGUCGGAAGUCACUCUACUCCUUGGAAGAUUGCCGACGUUUGGAGUGUACGCCCUGAUGUUUUACGCAGUGGCCCAGCAUCUUGUCAAAUUCAUUUUCGUCUUCUUCUUCUUCUUGGCCGGUUUUUCGUUCAGCUUCCAUCUGAUUUUUAAAGAUCGACACGAAGCUUUCGGCUCUCCUUGGACGUCACUUCUACGCACAUUUGCCAUGAUGAUUGGUGACACCGGUUACGACGAGUAUUUGACCGAAGGCAAUUUCAACUUACAAGGGACGGCCCACGUCAUCUACUUCUUUUUCCUGAUUCUGGUCUCACUGAUUUUGAUGAACCUGCUUAUCGGUUUGGCCGUCAACGAUAUCCAAGGACUUCAGAAUGAAGGGCGCGUCAAGAGGUUGCGCAAACAGGCGGAAUACAUCGUCUACCUGGAGGACAUUGUCAGCAACAGGUUCCUGCGAUGGCUACUCUUCUGCUCCGGCAUCAUGCAGUGGUUAAACUCUUGGAUCAACCUGGAGCCCGUUUUCACUUUUAGUCCGGCCGGACGGAAAAUGAAGACCGUCGUUUUGCCGUCAUCAACAGUCGAGCGGUCCGUGGUCAUAGUGCAAGAGGGCCGGGCUCCGUUGGAGAGUAUGACGAUCAGUGACACCUACAAUUUACUGCACGAAUGCGUAGCGUCCAUCGGCACUCUCCGACAGAGAAUCGAAAGCCUGGAACAAGGUUUAGUCGGAUCGUCGACAGCCGUACCGCUUCCGGAUUCCGGAUCGUCGGAGAAUAUCGAGCACAAAGGAGAUUCUGGCGUCGCUCAGGAUCAGGAUUCUGGCGAAAAUCAUGAAGAUUCUGAUUCAUCCGUUUCCGAAUUGGAUUACCCCAAAAGUCAUAAAGGAGAGGGCGACGGCAGUGGAGAUCAUCUGGACGGACCGUACGGCAGGUUAGGUAGAUCGUUGUCGCGCAAAACCACCAAGACGACAGUGCUAAAGCGCUCCAUUCAGUCAGAGUUAAUGGACAUAAAAAGAAUGUUAAUCACACUCACUUCCCAAAAUGAUAUCUCACCUUAAAACUAUUUUAAUUAUUAUUUUGCACCGGAGUUUCUAUAAAUCCGAUAAGUUAUUGUUAACAACCUUUUUUCGUUCUACAUCAGUUUAACUGAUUCUCUUCGCAUUUUCCUGUUUUUGAUACUUUCAAUUUUACUUGCUUGUGAUACAAUUCAACAAUUGAAUAUUUAAAUCUUAUCACCAAUCAAGCCAUCAACUUAUUUUUUAAACUAGAAAAUCACGAGUAUUUUUAAUGGCAUGACAAAAGAAGUAUUUUUGGUUGACAAUUGGUUAUUAUCUGUUAUAUAACCAGGUUGUCAGUUAGAAGUGAAGAAUUAAUUUCUGAAACACUUUCAGUCAGAAUGAUCAAAAGACAUGUUAAUAAGAGAAAAUGAAUAAAAAUGCUCUAAAAUGUCGAUCGAUUGUAUUCGUGAUUUCACGGAGAGGAUAUAUGCAUUGAUUCCAAAUUGUUAUUUAGACAAAUUCACUUCCACACCAUGUUAGUAAAGUAAUAACGGAGAACAUAUAAGGGACGUUAAACAAGAGCAACUGCACAACUUAUCCUCUGUAUCCACCGUAAUGGCCGCCAUAGCCACCGUAUCCUCCAGGGUGUCCACCAUAUCCUCCGCGAUAGGCUUUGUGUUUCUUCUCUGCCGUUUCUAGAUCUUCAGCGGCAGUUUCUUCUACGACAGAACGGCCUUUGCGUCCCUUGAAUUUCUUAUGACCAUGUUCAGCGGUCUCCAAGUCAGCUGCUUCUUCUGCGACAGAGCGGCCCUUACGUCCCUUGUAUCCCUUGUGACCAUGUUCAGCGGCUUCCAAGUCAGCUGCUUCUUCUGCGACAGAGCGGCCCUUGCGUCCCUUGUAUCCCUUGUGACCAUGUUCAGCGGCUUCCAAGUCAGCUGCUUCUUCUGCGACAGAGCGGCCCUUGCGUCCCUUGAAUUUCUUAUGACCAUGUUCAGCGGCCUCCAAGUCAGCUGUUUCUCCUUCAACAGAGCGGCCCUUGCGUCCCUUGAAUUUCUUAUGACCAUGUUCAGCGGUCUCCAAGUCAGCUGCUUCUUCUGCGACAGAGCGGCCCUUGCGUCCCUUGUAUCCCUUGUGACCAUGUUCAGCGGCUUCCAAGUCAGCUGUUUCUCCUUCGACAGAGCGGCCCUUGCGUCCCUUGUAUCCCUUGUGGCGAUGCUCAGCAGUUUGCAAAUCUAAAAGAGUUGCGUCUCCUUUGACCUGUUGCGUUUCCUCAACGGCUGCCG
Messenger RNA from Daphnia pulicaria, 5226 nucleotides. RefSeq names its product transient receptor potential channel pyrexia-like. The transcript is spliced from 9 exons. Gene Ontology annotation, biological process: monoatomic ion transport; transmembrane transport. The coding region runs from base 1055 to 4003 and encodes 982 amino acids. Gene Ontology annotation, cellular component: membrane. Lineage: Eukaryota; Metazoa; Arthropoda; Branchiopoda; Diplostraca; Daphniidae. Gene Ontology annotation, molecular function: protein binding; monoatomic ion channel activity. The record is from RefSeq and is a predicted model, not a curated record.